AUGUGGAGCAAGCAGAGACUAACGUUUGUCGUAGUGGGCAUUUUGUUCCACUUCGUUUAUCUAUGGUCUAUUUUCGACAUCUAUUUCGUGUCACCGUUGGUGCACGGAAUGCAAACCUAUAGAAGCACCGAUGCGCCUCCAGCGAAGAGACUGUUUCUUAUUGUGGGGGAUGGCUUGCGGGCAGAUACAACCUUCGAUAAAAUUACACAUCCCACAACAGGCGAAACGGCUCACUUGGCGCCAUUUCUCAGGUCGCUAGUUCUCAAUAACGCCACAUACGGUGUUUCUCACACUAGGAUGCCCACUGAAUCAAGGCCUGGUCAUGUGGCAAUGAUCGCGGGGUUUUAUGAGGAUGUAAGCGCCGUGACUAAGGGUUGGAAAGAGAAUCCAGUCGACUUCGACAGCUUCUUUAACCAAUCCGCACACACAUACUCUUUCGGCUCCCCUGAUAUACUUCCAAUGUUCAAAGAUGGUGCAUCUGACCCCAAUAAGGUCGACGCAUGGAUGUACGGUCAUGAAUUCGAGGAUUUUACCCAAUCAUCUAUUGAGCUAGACGCAUAUGUUUUCAGACAUCUCGACAACCUAUUUUACAAUUCCACGAUGGACAGAGAGCUGCAUGAGCAGAUAAUGCAACCUGGAAAUGUAUUUUUUCUACACCUUUUGGGCUGCGAUACUGCGGGUCACUCGUACCGCCCUUAUUCGCCCGAGUACUACGAUAAUGUCAAAUACAUUGAUGACGAGGUCUCAAAGCUUGUUCCCAAGGUCCGUGACUUUUUCGGAGAUGACGACACUGCUUUCGUAUUUACUGCAGACCAUGGCAUGAGUGCAUUUGGAUCUCAUGGAGACGGUCACCCCAACAACACAAGAACACCUUUGAUUGCUUGGGGGGCAGGGCUGAAUAGACCAGUAUUGAAUAAAGCUCCAAUCUACGAUAAUUAUACUGAGGGCUGGGACCUAGCUAAUAUACAGCGGAAUGAUGUGAAACAGGCGGAUAUUGCAUCUUUGAUGACAUAUCUUAUUGGUGCAGACUACCCCGCGAAUUCGGUGGGCGAGUUACCAUUGUCAUACAUCGACGGUUCCGAGGAAAAUAAGUUAAAAGCAUUGUAUUCCAACGCAAAAGCGAUUUUGGAACAGUACUUGGUCAAAGAGCAGGAAAUAGAGUUGUCUCAGUUCCAGUAUAAGCCUUACCAUAAGUUUGUCGAGAAGCCUGCGUCCCAAUACCUGGAUGAAAUUGAGCAGUUAAUUGAAAGGAUCUCUGCAGGGGAUGAGUCCCUAGAGAGUCCUGCUAUCAAGCUCACCGAAGAGUUAAUGUCGGUAACUUUAGAGGGCCUCCACUACUUGACCACGUACAACUGGCAAUUUACAAGAACCAUUGUGACUUUUGGAUUUGUUGGCUGGAUUACAUAUUCCUUCAUCAUCUUUUUGAGAUUGUUCAUCUUGACCAAGGAAUACGAGCUGAAGACGACGAUCACGAACCUCGCAAUUUUUGGAGCACUAUCGCUAGUAUUGAACUACGUUCUUCACUAUCAGAGGUCUCCAUUCAACUUCUACAUGUACCUAAUGUUCCCACUUUUUUUUUGGAGUCAGAUUUUCAAGAGCAGGGUUAUUCUCGGUGAUGGCCUGGGGGAGUUUUUCGAAGGAAUCACACUUCCAAAGAAACUGGGUAUACUAGCCGCGGUUCUAGCGAUUUACGAAAGCAUCGUUUAUGGCUUUUUUAGCCGCUGGAUUUUCACAGUGAGUUUUGUUGUUUUGGGUUUCUACCCACUUGCCUGUGGCAUCAAGGACGUCAGAACUAAUAUUCUAUGGCUUGCUACUAGUCUUUCUAUCUCGGUCUUUACGCUCUUUGACGCAGUAAAGGUUGAAAGCUUGAAACAAAUCAACGCGGCGAGUGCCUUAAUUGUGCUGAGUGCAUGCUGGGGGAUCUACCAUCUACGUCAAGACAUCAAAGCCCACACUUCAAAAGUGCUGGUCAUCCAAGUGGUCUUGAUAGUUGCUAUGGUGGCCAUUACCAACAAGUCUGUCAUUUCGCUGCAAAACAGAGAGGGACUGCCUCGGGACUCUCAAAUUGGUGGUUGGAUAGUGUUUGCUCUUUCAUUAGCCGUUAUGCCUAUUUUCCACUACUUGGAACCUAGCAAUGACUACAGAGUGCGAAUGCUCAUCAUCUACCUCACCUUCGCACCUGCAUUUAUCAUCCUGACCAUCUCGUUUGAAUCAUUCUUUUACUUUUUGUUCACUGCAUACAUCGUUCAGUGGAUUGAGAUAGAAUCGGGAAUAAAGGAAAAUAGCGCUAAAAAUGCUUCAUCUCACAAUUGGCUGCAGCUGUUACGCGUUUCAGUGAUAGGGUUUUUUUUGAUGCAGGUGGCGUUCUUCAGUACUGGUAAUAUCGCUUCGAUUUCCUCGUUUUCAUUGGAUUCGGUCUACCGGUUGAUGCCAAUCUUCGAUCCAUUUCCGAUGGGCGCACUUUUAGUUCUCAAGUUGAUCUUGCCAUACAUCACGCUCUCUUCGGGUCUGGGGAUCCUGAACUUGAAGCUGCGUUUCAAGGAUUACAGCAUUUCAUCCCUCAUAAUUUGCACCAGUGACAUACUCUCACUUCAAUUUUUCUACCUCUUGAAAACGGAGGGAAGCUGGCUUGACAUCGGCGUUUCGAUCUCCAACUACUGUCUGGCCAUAUUAUCCUCAUUAAUUAUGCUGCUGCUAGAAUUUAUCAGUCACGUCCUGUUGCGGAACGUCUCACUUUCAAGAGCGGACAAGGUGAAGAAGACUCAAUAA
This is a messenger RNA of Lachancea thermotolerans CBS 6340, 2769 nucleotides long. RefSeq names its product mannose-ethanolamine phosphotransferase MCD4 (gene MCD4). The record is from RefSeq and is a predicted model, not a curated record. Lineage: Eukaryota; Fungi; Ascomycota; Saccharomycetes; Saccharomycetales; Saccharomycetaceae. Bases 1 to 2769 code for a protein of 922 amino acids. Gene Ontology annotation, molecular function: mannose-ethanolamine phosphotransferase activity. Gene Ontology annotation, cellular component: endoplasmic reticulum membrane. The transcript has a single exon. Gene Ontology annotation, biological process: GPI anchor biosynthetic process.